Mobula hypostoma (lesser devil ray) is the source of this 10189-nucleotide messenger RNA. Its product is annotated as protein unc-13 homolog A. NCBI's taxonomy places the organism in Eukaryota, Metazoa, Chordata, Chondrichthyes, Myliobatiformes, Myliobatidae. Gene Ontology annotation, cellular component: presynaptic membrane; plasma membrane; neuromuscular junction. The coding region runs from base 65 to 5104 and encodes 1679 amino acids. The transcript is spliced from 42 exons. Gene Ontology annotation, biological process: synaptic transmission, glutamatergic; synaptic vesicle priming; synaptic vesicle maturation. Gene Ontology annotation, molecular function: syntaxin-1 binding; phospholipid binding; diacylglycerol binding. The record is from RefSeq and is a predicted model, not a curated record.
UGAAUUAUACAGUUCGAGAACGACAGAAAAGGCGAAUAAACACGCCGGGCAGGGGAGAGGAGCCAUGUCUCUGCUUUGUGUUGGAGUUAAGAAAGCAAAGCUUGAUGGACCACAAGAAAGAUAUAAUACCUAUGUGACUUUAAAAGUUCAAAAUGUGAAGAGUACGACCAUAGCAGUACGAGGGAAUCAACCAUGCUGGGAGCAAGAUUUUAUGUUUGAAAUCAACCGUUUAGACCUAGGCUUGACUGUUGAAGUGUGGAAUAAAGGAUUGAUCUGGGACACAAUGGUUGGCACAGUGUGGAUCCCUUUAAGGAGUAUACGGCAAUCAAAUGAGGAGGGACCUGGUGAAUGGCUGACUCUUGAUUCAGAGGUCAUAAUGACAGAUAAUGAAAUUUGUGGAACAAAAGACCCAACAUUUCACAGGAUUUUGUUGGACACUCGAUUUGAAUUACCACUUGAUAUCCCAGAAGAAGAAGCACGGUACUGGGCCAAAAAAUUGGAACAGCUGAAUGCAAUGAGAGAUCACGAUGAUUAUACAUUCCAAGAGGAGGAGGAGAGGCCUUUACCUGUCCCUGGCUCCCAGUGUUGCAACUGGAGCUAUUUCGGCUGGGGAGACCAUCAAAACAAUGAAGAUCCUGACAGUGCAGUGGAUGACAGAGACAGCGACUAUCGAAGCGAAACUAGCAACAGCAUCCCACCUCCAUAUUAUACAACAUCUCAGCCGAAUGCAUCAGUCCAUCAGUAUUCCAUUUCUUCACGGCAUCAACAGAAUGGAUCACGGGAUUCUUGCACUGAUUCUAUACACAGUUAUGAGCUAGAUUAUUCAGACCAUCAGAGGCCAAUAAGACGCUAUGAUAGCAUAGAUUCUGCCACAAAUGGACGCAGUGACCUAGAGACUGCGUCAGACUCUAGCAGGCUAACCAGUCGUCAGUAUUCCCUUGAAAGUAGGCAGUCUCUAGAUCUGUCGGAUAGUCCAACAGGUAGCAGCAGAUAUGCUUCAUCAGCAGAGCUGAGCCAGGGUAGUUCCCAGCUUAGUGAGGACUUUGAUCAAGAUAACGAGAGUCUGCAAGGCUCCGAUUUAGAUGAUGAACGUGAUGGUGAUUCUUAUCACUCUUGCCACAGCUCAGUGAGCUGUCAGAAAGAAGCUCUAGACUGGGACAAAGAAGAUAAUGAACCACUGGAGAUUUAUAGCGAAACUGAAGAGUUCCAGAAGGAAGUAGAAGUUAAUGAGGAAAAACCAACAGAGGAAGAAAUUGUUGCUCCAGAGGAAGCUGAACCUGAAACUGAGAUACCACCAGAGCAACCUGAAGUCAAACCACUAGAAAUCUACAGAAAUGAGGAGGAAGGGCAUUCUAGUAUGUCCAGGGCUAAAGCCAAUUGGCUCAGAGCUUUUAACAAAGUCCGUAUGCAGCUACAAGAGGCACAGCUUGGGGAAGGGGUUGGUGAUCUGCCAAAGCCUCUAUGGUUUAAAGGAGGGCCUGGCGGUGGGCUUUACAGUAUUGACAGCAUGCCAGAUCUUCGAAAGAAAAAACCCAAAAAUCUUGUUAGUGAUUUGUCAUUGGUGCAGUCAAGAAAAGCUGGCAUCACUUCUGCAUUGGCAACUCGUACUCUUAAUGAUGAAGAACUGAAAAACCAUGUUUACAAGAAGACCUUGCAAGCCUUAAUCUACCCAAUCUCUUGCACAACGCCACACAAUUUUGAAGUGUGGACAGCAACCACUCCCACCUAUUGUUACGAAUGUGAAGGCUUGUUGUGGGGGAUUGCUCGCCAGGGAAUGCGUUGCACUGAAUGCGGGGUCAAAUGUCACGAAAAGUGUCAGGAUCUUCUGAAUGCCGAUUGUUUACAGCGUGCUGCUGAAAAGAGUUCUAAACAUGGAGCUGAAGAUCGGACACAAAAUAUUAUUAUGGUUCUAAAGGACCGAAUGAAAAUAAGAGAGAGAAAUAAGCCAGAAAUCUUUGAACUUAUCCAAGAGGUGUUUGCACUUGCUAAAUCAGUACAUGUGCAGCAGAUGAAGGCAGUGAAACAAAGUGUACUGGAUGGUACAUCAAAAUGGUCAGCAAAAAUCAGCAUCACUGUGGUGUGUGCCCAAGGUUUGCAAGCCAAGGAUAAAACUGGUUCCAGCGAUCCUUAUGUUACAGUUCAAGUUGGGAAGACUAAAAAACGUACCAAGACUAUCUAUGGGAACCUUAAUCCAAUCUGGGAGGAGAACUUUAACUUUGAAUGUCAUAAUUCAUCUGACCGAAUAAAAGUUCGAGUAUGGGAUGAAGAUGAUGAUAUCAAAUCACGGGUAAAACAAAGGUUUAAGAGAGAAUCUGAUGAUUUUUUGGGACAGACCAUCAUUGAAGUUCGAACACUAAGUGGUGAAAUGGAUGUGUGGUAUAACUUGGAUAAACGGACUGACAAAUCUGCAGUAUCUGGUGCCAUCCGGUUACAUAUUAGUGUGGAGAUAAAAGGAGAAGAGAAAGUAGCCCCCUACCAUGUUCAGUAUACAUGUCUGCAUGAGAAUCUAUUUCAUUUCCUGACGGAUAUACAAAACAAUGGAGUUGUGAAAAUCCCAGAUGCCAAAGGAGAUGAUGCUUGGAAAGUUUAUUUUGAUGAAACCGCACAAGAGAUUGUCGAUGAAUUUGCAAUGCGAUUUGGUGUAGAAUCCAUUUAUCAGGCUAUGACACAUUUUGCCUGCCUGUCUUCAAAGUAUAUGUGCCCAGGUGUACCCGCAGUAAUGAGCACUCUUUUGGCAAAUAUUAAUGCGUACUAUGCACAUACCACCGCCUCUACCAAUGUUUCCGCCUCUGAUCGAUUUUCAGCCUCCAAUUUUGGGAAAGAGAGGUUUGUAAAGCUCUUGGAUCAACUGCAUAAUUCCCUUCGCAUUGAUCUAUCAAUGUAUAGGAAUAACUUUCCAGCAAGCAGUCCUGAAAGGUUGCAAGAUUUGAAGUCAACUGUUGAUCUCCUAACAAGUAUAACCUUCUUCCGAAUGAAGGUCCAGGAGUUGCAGAGUCCACCAAGGGCCAGUCAGGUUGUGAAAGAUUGUGUGAAAGCCUGCUUGAAUUCCACUUAUGAAUACAUCUUCAACAACUGCCAUGAAUUGUACAGCCGAGAAUACCAGACUGAUCCAAAUAAAAAGGCUGAGAUUCCCCCAGAAGAACAAGGACCUAGCAUCAGGAAUUUGGAUUUUUGGUCCAAACUCAUCACACUCAUUGUUUCUAUCAUAGAAGAGGACAAGAAUUCAUACACACACUGCCUCAAUCAGUUUCCACAGGAACUGAAUGUGGGAAAGAUAAGUGCAGAAGUGAUGUGGAACCUUUUUGCCCAGGACAUGAAGUAUGCAAUGGAAGAACAUGAAAAACAUAGACUUUGCAAAAGUGCAGAUUACAUGAAUUUACACUUCAAGGUCAAGUGGUUGUAUAAUGAAUAUGUAAAAGAUCUUCCAGCUUUCAAGAAUUCAGUCCCAGAGUACCCAGCCUGGUUUGAACCAUUUGUUAUACAGUGGUUGGAUGAGAAUGAAGAGGUGUCGAGAGACUUCCUACACGGAGCUCUAGAACGAGACAAGAAGGAUGGCUUCCAGCAAACAUCAGAACAUGCCCUCUUCUCUUGUUCUGUGGUCGAUGUCUUCUCACAACUGAACCAGAGUUUUGAAAUCAUUAAGAAGCUGGAAUGCCCUGAUCCUCAAAUAGUGGGACAUUAUAUGAGAAGAUUUGCCAAGACGAUCAGCAAUGUAUUACUGCAGUAUGCUGAGAUAAUAGCUAAGGAUUAUGCUUCAUACUGUUCAAAGGAGAAAGUGCCAUGUAUCCUGAUGAACAACAUUCAGCAGCUACGAGUGCAAUUGGAGAAGAUGUUUGAAGCCAUGGGAGGAAAAGAUCUGAAUGCAGAAGCAAGUGACAUUCUAAAAGAGCUGCAGAUAAAACUCAAUAAUGUGCUGGAUGAUCUCAGCAGAGUAUUUGCAUUAAGUUUUCAGCCUCAUAUUGAGGAAUGUGUGAAGCAGAUGGGAGAUAUUCUCAGCCAAGUGAAAGGAACUGGGAAUGUCCCCGCCAGCACUUGCAACAGCGUAGCCCAGGAUGCUGACAACGUUCUCCAGCCACUCAUGGACCUACUAGAUAGCAAUUUGACCCUGUUUGCAAAGAUCUGUGAAAAAACGGUGCUGAAGCGUGUUCUGAAAGAAUUGUGGAAGAUUGUCAUGAACACGAUGGAGAAAACUAUUGUCCUGCCACCUUUAACUGAUCAAACGGGCACACAACUUAUUUUCAAUGCUGCAAAAGAGCUCGGGCAACUUUCAAAGCUGAAGGAUCACAUGGUCAGAGAAGAAGCCAAAAGUCUUUCUCCCAAGCAGUGUGCUGUAGUGGAGCUCGCACUUGAUACUAUUAAGCAAUAUUUCCAUGCGGGUGGAGUUGGCCUAAAGAAGACCUUUUUAGAAAAGAGCCCUGAUCUGCAGUCUCUACGGUAUGCUCUGUCGCUGUACACACAGGCUACUGAUACCCUUAUUAAAACAUUUAUCCAGUCUCAGUCAUCUCAGGUGCAUGGUGGGAAGGGUAUUAGGUUUACCCAUAGCGAGGAGGUUUAUCCUGAAAAGGGAUCUGGUGUGGAUGAUCCAGUGGGAGAAGUAUCUGUCCACGUUGAGCUUUUUACACACCCAGGAACAGGAGAACACAAAAUCACAGUUAAAGUUGUGGCAGCCAAUGACCUCAAGUGGCAGACAACUGGAAUCUUCCGUCCAUUUGUUGAAGUGAAUAUGAUUGGCCCUCACCUUAGUGACAAGAAAAGGAGGUUUGCCACCAAAUCCAAAAACAACAGCUGGGCUCCAAAGUUUAAUGAAACCUUUCAAUUCACGUUAAGCUCUGAAGAUGGCCCAGAAUGCUACGAAGUCCAGAUUUGUGUGAAAGAUUACUGUUUUGCCCGAGAAGAUCGGAGUGUUGGCAUCGCUGUAAUGCAGCUGCGAGAUAUUGCACAGAAGGGAAGCUGUGCAUGCUGGUUACCUCUUGGCCGCAGGAUUCACAUGGAUGAGACAGGAUUAACCAUCCUCAGGAUACUCUCACAAAGAAACAACGAUGAGGUGGCAAAGGAAUUUGUAAAAUUGAAAUCUGAUAUACGGUCUGCUGAAGAGGGCAGUUGAAAAAGGUGGCCAAAAUCAAAACAUAGAUCAGAAUUUAAAACUUUAAUGUCUUAAGCUCUUUGGAGCUUCAGUUUUCUCGAUUAAAUGAAGCUACAUGCCCCAAGUAAGCAAAAAAAAAACAGAAACAGGAGGCCCAAUUUCAGUUUUGGUAUGUGCAUGUCUCUGAGGGUUCAUUUAUUUCCUUUGCCAAUGUGGACAAUUAAUUUUACUUUUUGUUCAUGAGAGGCAGCACCCAGCCCCUUAACAAUCUGAGUAUUCAUAUGGAAUAACAACUGGAUUAACUUUUAUCUUAAGGUUAACGUCACUUGUGUAAAUCCCGCAUGACUCCACUGAGCCCGUAUACAAUGAGCACUGUGAUCCUGUCCUUGUGGAGAGACCUACAGCUGAAAGAACUUGUAUACCUCUCGUGAAAAGCCUCAGUUAACCUUUCUCUUCAACACCAAACUGCCAAAGUGUCUUUCUAUUCACUGGUGUAACCAAUUUCUAACACAUUCCACAGUAUUUCCUGAACAGAUCGUUAAUCUGAGCUGUAUUCACAAACAGGCUCAGUAUUUUACAGACCAUUUGGGAUUAGACACAAGUUUUUACAUUUAAUUAAUUGCAUUGCAAAAAAGCGUAAAACUAAAAGCUAAUUACUUUAUUGUAGGCCACCAACAGUAGCUCACCGGAGUCCUUUGUCCUGGGUCAGUCUCUAGGUGUAGUUCAUCUUCGUGGGAUAUUCUUCCUCUCCCAGGGAUGAGGUCUUUGGAACCUCUGUUGGCAUUGCUGUAGCUCUGGGUUUUUACAGGAUGCGGUUGCUAGCCCUACACCGAAUCCUCUUCCUUUCACAGUGGGGUUGGGACUGUCCAGGGCAGAGUUUGAAAGCUCAUCUAUGCCUAUUUAUUCUUAAAUCUGUUGUGGGAAACAGCCAUCUAGACUUGUGGUUUCAUGCACUGUUUAUCUGAAAACUUAGUAUAAUCAGCACUAUUAGCUUUUUGGAAUUUUAGCCACAGUUGAAAUUAUUUUACAUAAAUUAAUCCACCUUGUACGUAUGGUCUUCCUUCACCAUUUGUCUUUAAACUUCAACUUUAUUUCAGUAAGCCUAUUGCUAUCUAUUUAUCCUAAGCUUUGACAAAGCUGAUGUUUUCAUCUAAACAUAAAUUUGAGGAAUACACACAAAAUACUAGAGGAACUCAGCAGGUCAGGCCUCAUCUAUGGGGAGGAAUAAAAAUCCAACGUUUUGGGCUGAGACCCUUCGUCUGUCCUGACCAACUGAGCUCCUCCAACAUUUUGUGUGUGCAUUGUUACUCUGCAUUUUCAGCAUCUGCAGAAUGUGUUGUGUUUAUAAAUAAGAGGAUAUUUCAGUUAUUGUAAAUAUUUAUAUAUAUAUAUCUCUUUACGUGUGUGUGUGUAUAUAUCUAUAUAUAUAUAUAUAUACACAUACAUACAUACACACACACUCUCUCUCUCUCUCUAAAGAUAUAAAUAGGGUAAGAAUAUAAGAACCUUUUGAGAUUUAUAUAUGUGGGUAUUGAAUUCUACAGUUUAGGGGUGUAGUCCAGAAAAGCUGAUCUGCCAAUUAUCUUUUGAAGAAGGUUGUUUAAAUUUAAUUGGAAGACUACUUGAGAUCUCGAGCAGAAUUAUAUAACAAAAACAAUUCUGUGAAGUAGUCCCUUCUCAGACCAUUAAGAGCUUUAAAGUAAGAGAACUGUAAAAUUAAUUCUAAAAGAUACAUGAAGCCAAUGCAGAGUAGUGAUAUGUUCUCUCAUCCUGGUUUUGGUUAAAAGUCUAGCACCAGCAUUAUGAAAUGUUGAGAUUCAGAAUCAUGCUAAACAAUGUGUGCAGAAGGGAAUAGUCCUUCAUAUCCUCUCCUCCCCACUCUCCCCCAAAAUAGUCCCUGCCCCACACCAAGUGCUACUUGGAUUUCAUAAAGGUUCAAUUUAAUGUCAGAGAAAUGUAUACAAUAUAAAUCCUGAAAUGCUUUUUCUUCUAAAGUCACUACCUCUUUAAGUAAACAUUUAAUAAACUCUACGUCCUUACAGAUCUUGUACAUUUUUGAAAUUUCAACUUUUAGCCAGGAUUUUGCCAACAUUCCCACAAACUGGUACCAGGUUUGGAGAAGAGGGAAGUCUCAGUUUUCCUUGACCAACCUUUCACUGAAGGGGUAUCUAUGGAGGGAAAUAAACAGUCAACAUUUCAGGCCGAGACCUGAAACAUCAAGUGUGUUUAUUCAUUUCCAUAGAUGCUGCCUGGCCUGCUGAGUUCGCCCAGCAUUUUGUGUGUUGCUCUAGAUUUUUGGAAUCUCAUUUGUGAUCUUUCACUGAACUGUGUAUGGUGGAGCAGCAGCUAGCUGGAAAUACCACACCACUUAUGCUGUGACACCUGCUCUGCAAUUCUCUGCCAGAUUAGAUCUGACACAGAAUCAGCAAGUUUACCCUAUUUUACAGAGAUUUCAUAGCUACCUGGAAUUCUAAUGGAAAACUGUAUUUCUUAUUUGCUUGCAAUAAAAUUUAAAUCAUUAGAAAGGACUUCUAAGUUAAAACUAACAUUAAGUUUUCAAUUGCUUCUGCACAUCAGAAAUGUUCAGUAACAUUGAAGAUUGAUGUGACAAAACUGGGUACAGUCUGUGUCUGUCAGUUUAUCCAUUACCUCUUCCCCAAGACUCCUCUUGGUUCAAGCACAGGACCACUGCCCCAGUAUCUUAUUUCACACACCCACCACUCUGUAUAAAAACCUACCUGACAUUCCCCCUUGUACUUCCCUCCCACCACCUUAAAAUUAUGCCCCCUUGUAUUAGCCAUUUCCACACAGGGAAAAAGAUCUCAUGCCUCUUAUCUUGUACUCCUCUAUCAAGUUACCUCUCAUCCUCCUUCACUUCAGAGAGCAGUCCUAGCUCACUCAACCUAUCCUAAGUUAGAGGAAUGUGGGAAACAAGGCCCUAGUGACCCAAGUGCUGACAUGGGCAAGUUUUACUAUAAUGCUUUUAGCAGAUGUUUUCAUGUAACAAAAAAAAGUCCAACAUACUCACAUCAGGAAAACUAUCUUUCCAUUUAGUCCUCCUGCUAAAACAUAUUUGGAGUUUUUUUAAAGUUCUAUAUUUAACAAACACAGCCGAUUCCAUCCCCACCUUUCAACUGUAAAUGGCAAGUACUUUCUACAAGGUCCUUUAGCUCAUCACAUCUGAACCAACCACGACACCAAGCUAGACUAAUCCCAUCCGCCUGCACAUGGUCUAUAUCCCUCCAUUCCCUGUCUAACUGCCUCAACUAUUCAAAUUGCAUGUGCUUCCACCAUUUUCCUGGCAGCACAUUCCAGGCACCUACCCCAUGUAGAAAAUUAAAACUUUAUAAAUCUCAAACUUCUCCCUUCUAACCUUAAAGCUAUGCCCUCUGGUACUUGACGUUUCUACUCUGGGAAAGAAAUGUGUUAUAGUCCCAUAGGCUUUAAAAUUUAAAGUAAAUGUAUUACUGAAGUCUAUAUGUUACCAUUUGCUACCUUGAGAUUCAUUUUCUUGCAGGCAAUUACUGGGAAAAUGAGUACAAAAACAAGCUAUAUACAUAAACAAAGACAGACAAACUGUGUGCAAAUAAUAAACAACACAGGAACAUUGCUCCCUGGUGAAACCUGGCACAUAUUCCAUGUGUAACUUCCAGUGCAAGUCACCUUGGAAAACGGUUGGGUUUCCUCAGAAAAUCCCAGGUGAAUAUCUGGAAAUAACUAGAAUGAUAAGUCAACAUUGAUCACCUAUUCAGGACUAAAAUACCAGCAAGUCUGAACAUAUUAAACAUCUCCAAACUAAAUCAUAAGCCCAUGAAGAGGCAAGAGAAAAAACUUAACUUUUAAAAUUAAGACUACACUCAAAUAUUUAAUGUUGGAAGCAAUCUUAAGGCAAAGCACAAUCUAAAAUAGGCCGGACGUGAAAGUGCACUUCAGACAUCAUGUAUUAUCCAUAAUGUUUUUUAAAAAAUAACCUGUAGACUUUCAAUUCUCCUGGUAGUUUUCGAUAUGGUUUCAUUUUUUUAAAAUAUAUUUUAAAAACUACACACCCACUUGUAAACAAUUAUUCUUGGCUUUUGCAUGAUCACAGAAAAAAAUGGCAGCACUUAUUACUCACUUGAUGUCAUCUUACUUUUGACAAACAAUUCCCAUUCAUUAUACAGGCAAACAGGUCUUCUCUAGUCUAUGGUUGGUCAGGGAAAAAAAUAGAACAAUAAUUUAUAGGUAAUAGAUAAAGUUAGCAUUUCAUAGGAGCAGAAUUAAUUAACUCAGUUUUGAAGAUAAGUUCAUCUUUUGUCUGGAUGAUAGAAAACAAUUUCUCCUGUAGUUCUGGAGUAUUUUUUUUAAAAACUUCUGUCUAAUCCUGGGGGGAGGGACUCAAACUAAAUUUUGCAUUGGGUUCAAAGGCACAUUGCAGUGCCAACUGUGGCAUCCCCACAUGUUCAAUGGGUGACACUUGUUUUGCUGCCUUAUAUGCUCAGUUAAUGUAAGAAUUGUUUCCUUUUGAAGAAGUGCAUGUCAGUAAAACUCAAUGAAGGAUGUGGCACCUUAUGGCUGAAUAAAUUAUUUUGUUGAAGACUUGUUGGAAAAAUAGCAUGAAACAAUUGUUUGUUUUAAAACAUCAUUUAUCAGAAUGGUGUUUCUGACAAGUUUUUCAGGACCCAGCGUUGCUGAAAAUACUUUCCAAAUAUUGAACAGCACAUCACAAUGAAAUAUACAAAUUCACUGCAAUACAACUAUUGUUCGGAGAUAAAUCACGUGGCAUGAUUUGCACUAGUACUACAUUCAAGUUCCUAUUCCAAACAAGUCUUCACACAUUGCAGAUUUUUUAAAUAUAGUUUGUUUUUUUUAAAGACUAUUCAAAUAUUUGUUAAUUGGUUAGCAGCUAAGGAACUUGUGCCAUUCACCCGAGCAAGUUUGGCAUCCUCUUAGAAUAAACUUUUAACCCAAUUUCUCUUAAUAUUAACUUGUCUGAAUUCUUUGCAUUAAUCCACUUAUAUACUUUUUGUAAUAUCUUCAAUUUAAACAGAAUCUGAAAUGGAUAGUCUAUAACUGCAGGACAAAGUCAUCAAUGUCACAUCUCAGUUUCCUCAAAGUUAACUAUAUUAU